AUGGCACCCAGCGGAGCCACACCUCUUCCAACGGCCAGCCCCUGGUUGAUGUCAUGGUCUUCUUCGACGACACUAAGGGCAAUCUUGAUCUUUCUCGAUCCAGCCCCAAUGCCCAGCAAUUUAUGCAGCCAAACUGGUUCCUGUCUGCUGACCAGCAAGGGGGCAGCUCACUCCCAGGGUUCCGGCAAGUGGGAGUAUUCUUCUCCAAACGAUGACAUGUCUGAUGUUGCUCUGCAAUUCAACCAGAACUAG
This is a messenger RNA of Yarrowia lipolytica CLIB122, 252 nucleotides long. The record is from RefSeq and is a predicted model, not a curated record. Lineage: Eukaryota; Fungi; Ascomycota; Dipodascomycetes; Dipodascales.